CCGACGCUCAGCAUAUCCAUCGCUAACUGCAACUCGUUUACAAGAGGGAACAUUGUCCUGCAACUUCUGAGAGAGCAUGGCGCUGUCGUCGGAGCCGGAGCCGCCGUUCCGGCCGAGGGAGAAGAUCUUGCAGAAGCAGCGGUACUUCCAGAGCGUCCACAGGCCGACUUACCUUAAAGGCCGCUACGACAUCGUCACCUCCGUGGCCAUCCCUCUCGCCCUGGCCGCCUCCAGCGUGUUCCUCGUUGGUCGCGGGAUCUACAACAUGUCUCACGGCAUCGGAAAGAAGGAAUGAAGGUUCAGGAGAUCGACCAAAGCCCUUCUAUCUGUAACAUAGUGCCCUUGUGCAGGUCUACUACGUGAUGAAAGCUUGUACAGUUGUACUAUUUACAUAUCUUCGAGAAAAGAUUUGUGCAGUUCAAGCCUGGAUUACCAACGUACAAGACACUGCAGAACUUAGAAUACUCAGAUAAGACGGCUUGGAAGUUGGACGAGAAAAGAUAGUACAGUACGUAGUAGUUCAGAUGUAACAUCAGGACUUCUAAAGAGUCAGAAGAUGCUAUAGCCUUUCGCCAGUAAAUCCAGGGAGAGGCAUACUUUGAUGUUACAUUAUACUCUCGUUUACACUUUACAGAUUGUUGCAUCUACAGUACCUCUCUUAGGUUGUGAUGGAAGCUAUAUGACCUUGUCAAUGCGGGUAUAUCAACCACUGUGGAUUUUGAAA
This is a messenger RNA of Lolium perenne, 724 nucleotides long. RefSeq lists its product as uncharacterized. The record is from RefSeq and is a predicted model, not a curated record. Lineage: Eukaryota; Viridiplantae; Streptophyta; Magnoliopsida; Poales; Poaceae.